AUGUCGUGCGUUCAGUGCGAUAAAGUUGUUUCGCCGAGCAAAAAUAUAUCGUGCGCUGAGUGUAAAUCUUACUUCCAUCCGCAAUGCACUAAACUUGUUUCUAUUUCCAAUUAUAAUAGUUUGGGAACUGAUAAAAGGUUUUGGAAAUGUGACAGCUGCCUUCGAUCUCAAAACUUAACUAUACGUAAGAAAACAGAUAAGUCAGAUACUAAUAUAGAACCUGAAACAAUAACAGAUCUUUCCAGUAUUCAGUCGUCAAUUAAAACAAUUUUAACUAAACUCGAAAAUCUUGAUAAAUUGAUUAUUUCAUUUAAUGGAUUACAAGAAUCUAUGACCUUUUGUUCUAAUAAAAUUGACGAUUUCUCUUUAAAGAUUGAUGGUAUAGUUACUAAUGUUAAGCAAAAUACUAUUAAAAUUCAAGAAAUUGAAAAUAAAUUUACUAAAAUGCAAAAUGAAAUUGAUUAUUUAAAAUCUAGCUAUAAUACUGCUGAGCAGUUUAAACUAAUAAAUAACCUAGAUAUUAUGAAUAUACCUAAAACGGCUAAUGAAUCUUUAUUUGAUAUUACUUCAAAGUUAACUAAAUUAUUAGAUAUCGAAAUAAAGGAAGUAGAUAUUAGUAAAUUAUACCGCAUUAAGUCCAAAAGUAAUGAUACUGAUAGAAUUAUUAUUGGUUUCAAUGACAAAAAUAAAAAGGAAGCAAUAUUAUCUGCAUUUAAAUCAAAGUUGAAGACAAGUCCAAUUACUGCCAAUCAAAUUCACACUUCGUUUCCAGACCGUAAAAUUUUCCUAAAUCAUCAACUAUCAACUGACAAUAGAAAAUUGCUUUGGAUGACAAAACAACUUGCAGCUAUCUAUCAUUUCAAAUAUGUUUGGACAAAUCAAAGUGGUGUAUUCUUAAAAAAAUCCGAUGGUGAUACUGGCGUUAGAGUAAGUUCGUUAUCACAAUUACAGAAUAUCGAUACUAAAAAAAAGUUGAAUGUUUAUGGUCGACUAUAA
Molecule: messenger RNA, 996 nt
Organism: Macrosiphum euphorbiae (potato aphid)
Lineage: Eukaryota; Metazoa; Arthropoda; Insecta; Hemiptera; Aphididae
Source: the annotation of a GenBank genome assembly